AAUUUAGUAUCACUACUAACUUUCUUAAUUUCGUCUCUAAAGAACUUUCUUAACUUCUUAGUUUAUUCGACAUAUCUUAUACUUUUUCAACAUAUCUUAUACUUAGGUAUGCAUGUAGCCUAUUUAUAUAUGUUUGCAUACUCCAUAUGCUUGUGUAUUUGCAAUGUAUUUGUUGCUUUCCUUGCAUUUGCAUAGGCUAUUCCGUCUUUGAUAUCUUUUCAAUCAAAUAAUAUGAUUAUGAAAACGGUUUUGUUUUUAGUUUUGUUUUUACAUGAUCACAACGUUUUUGGUACAGUGACAAAUUUUGUACUAUUAUUUCUCACAUUAAGCAACCAACUCAUCUCCCCCCUUUUAAUCCUCAAAGUAGUUUUCUGGUUUCUUAUAUGUUAUCUAUAACUGAUACAUAUGCACCUGAACACAAGUAUACCCCUUGGCAGUUCCAUUUUAAGGACACUAGUGGUUUGGUAGCUCUGAUACAUGGUUACUCCAAAAUUCAUGUCCGACUUGUAUGUAUCGGUACCGUACGCGUAUCAUAUUGUUUGAUAAUUGAGAGAGAUUGGCACUGCUGGAAAAUCGACAUGGCUUCAGAAGAUUCAAGAUUUGUUAGAUUUGAAGGUGAUCAUCUUGAAUUAGCUAAACUAACAUCACCUAAUGGUGACAAUGGAAUCAAGUUCAACGAAAAACAUGUUGCUCCUAGAGUAUUAUCAAGAGUGUUCUCGGAAGACUACAAGAGAGUGAAAAGAAGAAGAAGAAUAUUUGAUCCUAGGGGACAAACCAUUCACCAAUGGAACAAGAUUUUCUUGGUAGCAUGUUUAAUUUCUUUGUUUGUGGAUCCUCUCUUCUUUUAUUUGCCAAUAGUUCAAGAUGAAGUGUGCAUUGAUAUUGGAAUAGCAGUUGAAGUUUUCCUCAUAAUUAUUAGAUCAAUUGCGGACGUCUUUUACGUCAUUCACAUUUUCAUGAGGUUUCAUACGGCAUAUGUUGCACCUUCUUCUAGGGUUUUUGGGAGAGGAGAACUUGUUAUAGACUCUUCUAAGAUAGCAUCAAGGUACUUGCAUAAGGGUUUCUUCUUGGACUUUAUUGCUGCCCUGCCCCUUCCUCAGGUGUUAAUUUGGAUUGUCAUACCUAAUCUUGGAGGCUCAACCAUUGCAAACACAAAAAAUGUCCUUAGGUUCAUCAUCAUUAUCCAAUAUUUGCCAAGGCUAUUUCUCAUUUUUCCACUUUCUUCACAAAUUGUAAAAGCUACAGGAGUUGUGACAGAAACAGCAUGGGCAGGAGCUGCUUAUAACUUGAUGCUUUACAUGUUGGCCAGUCAUGUUUUAGGGGCUUGUUGGUAUCUUCUAUCAAUUGAAAGACAAGAAGCAUGCUGGAAGAGUGUUUGCAAACUGGAGGAGUCAUCUUGUCAAUUUGAUUUUUUCGACUGCAACAUGGUUAAAGAUUCCCUCAGGGUAUCAUGGUUUGUAACAAGUAAUGUCACAAAUUUAUGCUCACCAAAUUCUCUCUUUUAUCAGUUUGGUAUAUAUGGUGAUGCAGUGACAUCCAAAGUUACAACCUCUGCAUUCUUUAAUAAGUACUUCUUUUGUCUCUGGUGGGGCCUAAGGAAUCUGAGUUCUUUGGGACAAGGUCUUCUUACUAGCACUUUUGUUGGAGAAAUAAUGUUUGCCAUUGUUAUUGCAACCCUUGGAUUGGUUCUUUUUGCAUUGCUCAUUGGUAAUAUGCAGACAUACCUACAAUCGACAACUGUCCGGUUAGAAGAGUGGAGAGUCAAAAGAACUGACACAGAACAAUGGAUGCAUCACAGACAACUACCUCAAGAACUAAGACAAUCCGUGCGUAAGUACGAUCAAUAUAAAUGGAUAGCUACACGAGGCGUAGAUGAAGAAUCUCUUCUCAGAGGACUUCCAUUGGAUCUUCGAAGAGACAUUAAACGCCACCUUUGUCUUGAACUAGUUCGAAGAGUUCCACUGUUUGAUGCAAUGGAUGAGAGGAUGCUAGACGCAAUAUGCGAAAGACUAAAGCCUGCACUAUGCACCGAGAAUACUUAUCUAGUUCGUGAAGGCGAUCCUGUGAACGAGAUGCUAUUCAUAAUAAGAGGAAAUCUUGAUUCCUACACAACGGAUGGAGGCCGCACUGGUUUCUUCAACUCAUGUCGUAUUGGCCCAGGUGAUUUUUGUGGCGAGGAGCUUUUGACAUGGGCGUUGGAUCCACGACCGACUAUGGUAAUUCCUUCUUCGACUCGAACGGUUAAAGCCAUAUCUGAAGUAGAAGCCUUUGCACUUAUAGCAGAAGACUUGAAGUUUGUUGCAUCUCAGUUUAGAAGGUUGCAUAGCAAGCAAUUGAGGAACAAGUUAAGGUUUCACUCGCACCAAUGGAGAACGUGGGCUGCUUGUUUUAUACAAGUUGCAUGGAGAGUACGAUACAAGAAAAGAAAGGUAGUUGUUGAAAUGGCAGUCGAUGUUGAGUGUGACUCAUAUUCACUCAAGUGUAUGCAAUUUAAGAGUAAACUUGUAAAUUAAAUCCUAGUAUUUAAACAAUGCAUUGUGCUUUUUAACUCUUAAGAAUUGCAUGCUCAAAGUUUAACA
Medicago truncatula (barrel medic) is the source of this 2579-nucleotide messenger RNA. Its product is annotated as protein CNGC15b-like. NCBI's taxonomy places the organism in Eukaryota, Viridiplantae, Streptophyta, Magnoliopsida, Fabales, Fabaceae. Gene Ontology annotation, cellular component: membrane. Gene Ontology annotation, biological process: potassium ion transport; transmembrane transport. The record is from RefSeq and is a predicted model, not a curated record. Gene Ontology annotation, molecular function: voltage-gated potassium channel activity.